AUGACAAGCGAUGACGUGAUGUUCCAGAUGACAAGCAACGACAUGAUGUCUCAGAUGACAAGCAAUGACAUGAUGUCUCAGAUGAGAAACAAUUACAUGAUGUUCCAGAUGACAAGCAAUGACAUGAUGUGUCAGAUGACAAGCGAUGACGUGAUGUUCCAGAUGACAAGCAACGACAUGAUGUCUCAGAUGAGAAACAAUGACAUGAUGUUCCAGAUGAUAAGCAAUGACAUGAUGUUCCAGAUGACAAGCAAUGACAUGAUGUUCCAGAUGACAAGCAAUGGCAUGAUGUCUCAGAUGACAAGCGAUGACAUGAUGUCUCAGAUGACAAGCAAUGACAUGAUGUUCCAGAUGACAAGCAAUGACAUGAUGUUCCAGAUGAUAAGCAAUGACAUAAUGUUCCAGAUGACAAGCAAUGACAUGAUGUCUCAGAUGACAAGCAAUGACAUGAUGUCUCAGAUGACAAGCAAUGACAUGAUGUUCCAGAUGACAAGCAAUGACAUGAUGUUCCAGAUGAUAAGCAAUGACAUGAUGAUCCAGAUGAUAAGCGAUGACAUGAUAUUCCAGAUGAUAAGCGGUGACAUGAUAUUCCAGAUGAUAAGCGGUGACAUGAUGUCUCAGAUGACAAGCGAUGACAUGAUGUUCCAGAUGACAAGCGAUGACAUGAUGUUUCAGAUGAUAAGCGGUGACAUGAUGUCUCAGAUGAGAAACAAUGACAUGAUGUUCCAGAUGACAAGCAAUGACAUGAUGUCCCAGAUGACAAGCAAUGACAUGAUGUUUCAGAUGACAAGCGAUGACAUGAUCGAUGACAUGAUGUUCCAGAUGACAAGCGAUGACAUGAUGUUCCAGAUGACAAGCUAUGACAUGAUGUUCCAGAUGAUAAGCGAUGACACGUCUCAGAUGACAAGCUAUGAUAUGAUGUUCCAGAUGAUAAGCGAUGACAUGAUGUCUCAGAUGACAAGCGAUGACAUGAUGUACCAGAUGUCAAGCUAUGACAUGAUGUUCCAGAUGACAAGCUAUGACAUGAUGUCUCAGAUGACAAGCAAUGACAUGAUGUUCCAGAUGACAAGCGAUGACAUGAUGUUCCAGAUGACAAGCGAUUACAUGAUGUCUCAGAUGACAAGCGAUGACAUAUAUAUGGAUAUAUGGAAACGUUCCCGAGUUACGAUGUUCUUUUUUUAG
This is a messenger RNA of Saccoglossus kowalevskii, 1182 nucleotides long. RefSeq lists its product as uncharacterized. The record is from RefSeq and is a predicted model, not a curated record. Lineage: Eukaryota; Metazoa; Hemichordata; Enteropneusta; Harrimaniidae.